Molecule: messenger RNA, 1006 nt
Organism: Sphaeramia orbicularis (orbiculate cardinalfish)
Lineage: Eukaryota; Metazoa; Chordata; Actinopteri; Kurtiformes; Apogonidae
Gene: pigf
Product: phosphatidylinositol glycan anchor biosynthesis, class F
Exons: 5
Coding region: 144-803 (219 amino acids)
Biological process (GO): GPI anchor biosynthetic process
Cellular component (GO): endoplasmic reticulum membrane
Source: RefSeq, a predicted model, not a curated record
AGUCACUGUCUUCUGUUUACGGAAGUCAGAUCCGGUGUCUCCUCUAUGGAUAAUUCCACACCGUAUUCCCGUUAAAUUCACCUUUACGGCUCCGGUUUGACUCUCUACACACGUCCAGGCCGUAGAUCGGUGUCGUCGCCGUCAUGUGGGACCAUGAGAUCAGAUCCAUGGCGUCCUCUCACGCCAUCGUGGCCGCCUCGGUGUUCAUGGCCACCGUGGUGCCCGCGGUGCUCGUGCCGGGCUUCUCGGUGUACGGGACUCACCUGCUCUGGCUCUACUCGGUGUCCGCUGCCGUGACCGGGGUCAGCGUGGCCGUGUCCUGGCUGCUGGGCCUCACACCCCCGACCAAGAAGCACACACUGGGAUAUAAGCUGUCUCGGUUGUUUCGCUCCUGUCUUUACUUCUUCCUGUCGUGCCUGUUCUUUCACGUGGUGCUGGUUCUUUAUGGAGCGCCGUUGAUCGAGUCUGCUGUAGAAACAUUUUCCCUCGCUGUGCUGCUGACGUCCCUCACCAGCCUGAGGUGUCUCUGUGUCCUCGGUCCAAACGUCCAGGCCUGGAUCCGAGUGUUUAGUCGACAUGGAGCCAUGUCCAUAUGGGACACCUGUCUGCAGAUCACGGUGGCCUGUACGUUGGUUGGAGCCUGGCUGGGAGCAUUUCCCAUCCCUCUGGACUGGGACCGGCCGUGGCAGGUGUGGCCUGUUUCCUGCAGCCUCGGUGCGAUGAUCGGCUAUCUCACGGGACUCGUUGUCGCUCCUGCGUGGAUCCACUACCAUCGUAAACAGCUGACCUACAAGAGCAAGUGACGGAUAGACGCCGCAUAUGACUUUUAUACAUCCUGCUGUUUUCCUUUGACUUUUUACAGAUUAUUUAUUGGGAACAUUCCUGUGGGAAACGUGAUUUUGUAAAAACAUUAGACUGUGAGCAGCUUUAUUUUGUACGCAUGAAGGCUGAAUGUGUUCCUAAAAGCUUUGACAUGAAUAAAAUCUGACUUCUGUAACAGCCUGGA